CAUAAACGUUAACCGGAAGUUAACUCUGAUCUCGGCUGGCUUGACAGUGGUGUCGGGUGAGGGGUCAUAAAUUGAGAGACUCCCCACAUUUACAUAGCUCAUUUCCCCGCCGCAUCGCUGGACUAGACAAUGUGACCCUGCACGGAUCAUCUUGUGCCGGUUGUAAACUGUCAGCCCCGGACCGAGGAGUUACUUUGUGCUGCGACUUGGGUGGACUAGUACUUUCUCAACAUUUUUUUCCAUCACCUCUCUCCGUCCAGCCGGCUGCUGCCUGCCUGCCUCUGUACAUCGACAGGAGGCUUGCCAGCAUGCUAAACAAGCCAGCUUAACCGCAACCCACUGCAGCAAGUCCCCUGUGUGCCUCAGCAGAGGUCCAGCCGAGCUGAGCUCCUCCGAGCCAUGCGACAGUGGUGUGUCCCGGCUGCGACCCCACGCACUGAACCACUCCCCACGGGGCGCCUCUCAGUGUCACCCCCUCCAGCAGAUGCCAGGAUGGAGUGCUGUGAGGUGGAGCCGCGCUACACCAUCGAACAGAUUGACCUCCUGCAACGCCUGCGGUUGUCCGGCAUGACCAAACCCCAGAUCAUCCACGCCUUGGAGUCCCUGGAGAGGCUCGACCCGGACUACCGCCCGCCAUACUGUGACUCCCACCCUGCCCCGUCCAACAACACCCCGGCCACAGCGGCUCCAGCCCCGUCCUCAUCCUCAUCCUCCUCCUCCUCGCUUUCCCUGGCCUCUGCCACCACACAGACCUCUGGCCUGGAUGGAGCCUCUCUGUCCCCCAGCAACAGCUAUGAGGCUUCACCACCACCCCUCUACCCUCCCAGUGUGGGAGUCCAGAGGUCGUUCAGCUAUGACAUGAUGGGAGAGGAUGAGUGGGACCUGGAGGAGAAGGUGGAGGAGUACAUGAGGAGGGACAGCAACCUGGUGAAAGAAGAGAUCAAAACUUUCCUCAACAAUCGCAGGAUCUCUCAAGCAAUAGUGGGCCAAGUCACAGGCAUCAGUCAGAGUUAUAUCUCCCAGUGGCUGCUGCAGCAAGGCCUGGAGAUGAGCGAUUCCAAACGCAGAGCUUUCUACCGCUGGUACCUACUGGAGAGAAAUAACCCAGGGCUGAGAUGGAGUGAAAGCCAGCACAGCCUGAGUCCCAUGCCCAGGGCCAGGGGAGGGGACAGAGACAGAGACGGGACGGUAACAGGGGCAAGCGGCAGCCUCACCAACAUCCUCCCCAACCCCAACACCAACCUCAACCCCAACCCAGCGUGGGGCAGGCAGAGAGAGCUGCUGAUGCACUUGCUGCCGUGGUACACUGCUGCUGCUGCAGCCGCCCAGGCCCAGCCAGGUGCCACCUUGUCAAUGCGUUCUUUGGUGAAGGAGGAGCCUGAUUGGAGGACGGGGAUUAUGGCUGGUGACAGGGGUGGGAUGGUGGGAGGGCCUCUGAGGCUGCGCAGAGGAAGCAGGUUCACCUGGAGGAAGGAGUGCCAAUCAAUCAUGGAGAGUUUCUUCAUGGAGAACCAGUACCCAGACGAGGCAAAGCGAGAGGAGAUUGCCAAUGCCUGUAACUCAGUCAUCCAGAAACCAGGUUGCAAGCUGUCUGAGUUUGAGCGUGUGACUGCGCUGAAAGUGUACAACUGGUUUGCCAAUCGUCGGAAGGAGAUGAAGAGGAGGGCGAAUAUAGAGGCUGCCAUUUUGGAAAGCCACGGGAUUGAGGUGCCAAGUCCAAGCUGCCACUCAAACGGAGAGGAGGGAGAGACGCAAGAGUUUACCGAUCAGGUGAAUCAACGAUUCUCUGAGCAAGAAGACACAUCUUCCCAGAAGAAUGUUGAUCAACAAGACCCCUCCUCAUUGGCUGCUGCUGAGGUAGCGGCCCUGCCUAGCCCCACCCCUCACGUCCUGGAACAGAAAGAUGAGGAGUCAAAAAGGGAGACUGUGGAUGAGGAGUGACCAAAGCUAGAGGAUCCCGGAUAGCCACAUAUUUGAAUUCUUAUCAGAUGAAAUAGGAAAAAUAUGAGUGUCUCCUCUUCCCCUUGUGGCCUUCAGGGCCUGUGACACUCAGAAAACAAAGGGAGAAGGGUGCUAAAGCUCGCUGUGGUGCCUCUAGUGGUAAGGACGCCACUGUAUGUAUCAACAGUAAUCCUGCUUAUAUUAAUGGCAAUAUCUAUCUCUAUAUAUAUAUAGUGCAUUCCAAGACAGUCUUAACAAGCCUAAAUUCCUUAGAGGGAGAGGAGUGUAAAAGAUACCUCGCCCACUUUAAGCUAAGCCUUUCUUUUUUUCUUUGCGACAUGCCUUCUUUUAACAUUUUCAACAAGCGGUUGAUUGAUGGACAAUGGUGAAAUGAAUGUGCAGAGCCUGCAGGUCAGGUGUGUUGUGGGUGAGAAGAGAGCUUGAUGUGAGAUUUGGUGUGGGAUAUAGCACGGUAUACAGGAUGUAGCUUGUUGUGACGAAGAUAACCUCUGCUUGCUUGAAUGUCUGUGACCCCACCUUGUACGCGAGACUAUAACCUCAAUCAGUCGAUUGAUUAAAUCAAUCGAUCAAUCAAUUUGUAGUCUUGCUGUCAAAUCAGUGCAGCCCUGAGGGACAACUGGAAUCUCAGGUAAUCCCAAAGAUGGUGGAUGAAGACAGUGGUGAAUUGUAACAAGUUUUUUUUUGUUUUUCUCUCGACAUAAGCUUUGUUUUCUUCAAAUGAAUGUGUCAUAUCAUCUUGACUAUGUUCAGCCAAAACAGGAUGUGUUAUUUAUACCUUUUGUAUUAGCAAAAUAAGCCCAGGAUCAUGUAUCUCAGUAUAUCUUUGUCAUUCAUCUUGUUUGUUCAACUGAAUGCUGUCGUCUUUGUUCAUUUUUGUAAUCUACUGUACCCACAUUUCAAAGUCUGUCUGAACCCUGAACUCAGCCAGUGAAGCUAGACUAGUUAUGAAAGUCUACUUAGAAUUUUUUUUAAUGUUUGAAAAAAAAUAUGCUAAAACAAAUAUUAUAAAAUCAUAAUGCAUUGGCCUACUUGCUAGAAGCACCUUCUCUCAUGUUGGAAUAAGCUAAAGCUUAAGCUAACGUAAGUUUGUAUGAUUGCAAAGCUGCACUUCAAAGUGGAUCCCACUAUAAUUGAAAGAAGGGAACAUUACAGACUACCUUGCGUUUGGGCCUAGACACAACCCAGGAACCACUUCUAUGGGUGCUGUCCUGUGUCUAAAAAGAAAUACAUUGGCAGCAUUUAGAAACUAUUAACUGUUGAUUUUGAAAUAUGAAUAGCUGACUGAAACUCUGCAUUAUGUUGUCCCCCAUACUGAUUGGCCCAAGGCCGUGGGAGUUCUUGCUCUCUAAAUGUUCAUGAAAUGAACUAAGCCGCUUUUUCUCCAGUGGCCCACAACAGGGCGCUACCAUCUUACCUCCUAAUGCCAAAGCUAAGCCAAGGUAGAGAUGAGCUCCAGAAUAAACUGUGCUCAUAGAAACAGUGUAGUUGAGACAUCUACAUCUUAUGUCAACAGAAUUGACAUGACACGAUAUAGUUAUAGGUGUUCAUUUGCUCAGUACAACACUAGCCAACUCUAGCUUACCUCAAAAUAAUUCUGUCAUGAAUGUGUUACAGGCUAGUUGUCAUAAAACUGACAGCGGCUGUUACUGUGACUGUUUAUGAUAUGGACAGUGUUAUGUAGCAUUUUUGACGGUGGGGUUUGCCCUGUAUUGUUAAUGUAUACUCACCUCAGACAGUUCUGUUGUCUGGCUUUGGACAGGAACCCCCAAAGCUGCACGCUGUUUCUGAUUAUUAAGCUCCUCUCUAUCUGCUUUUCUCUGACAACAACAAACAAUAACAGUAAUAAAAUCUGUAAACAAUG
Molecule: messenger RNA, 3823 nt
Organism: Myripristis murdjan (pinecone soldierfish)
Lineage: Eukaryota; Metazoa; Chordata; Actinopteri; Holocentriformes; Holocentridae
Product: homeobox-containing protein 1
Exons: 11
Coding region: 400-1941 (513 amino acids)
Biological process (GO): positive regulation of DNA-templated transcription
Cellular component (GO): nucleus
Molecular function (GO): double-stranded telomeric DNA binding
Source: RefSeq, a predicted model, not a curated record